Perca fluviatilis (European perch) is the source of this 4821-nucleotide messenger RNA. Its product is annotated as RNA-binding protein Musashi homolog 2-like. Lineage: Eukaryota; Metazoa; Chordata; Actinopteri; Perciformes; Percidae. The record is from RefSeq and is a predicted model, not a curated record. The coding region runs from base 128 to 1453 and encodes 441 amino acids. The transcript has 16 exons. Gene Ontology annotation, molecular function: RNA binding. Gene Ontology annotation, cellular component: cytoplasm.
CUCAGACCGAACUGAUCCCACGUGUGACGGAGCGCUGCAUUCCCGGCUCGCUGACACAGCUCCGUUCCAUCUGCCGACCUACCGUCUUGUGUGUAUCCGUUAGUCACUGCCUGUAGCUGGGUCAGAUAUGGAAGGAGACGGGAGCCAAACCACGUCUGGAAGCCCGAAUGAUUCGCAACACGAGACUGGGAAAAUGUUUAUCGGUGGCCUCAGCUGGCAAACUUCACCAGACAGCCUUAGAGAUUAUUUUAGUAAAUUCGGGGAAAUCCGAGAAUGUAUGGUGAUGAGAGACCCAACGACUAAACGUUCCAGGGGCUUUGGCUUCAUCACUUUUGCAGAUGCUGCCAGUGUUGAUAAAGUCUUAGCACACCCGCACCACGAGUUAGACUCUAAAAUGAUUGAUCCUAAAGUUGCCUUUCCUAGACGUGCUCAACCCAAGAUGGUCACAAGAACAAAGAAAAUAUUUGUAGGAGGAUUAUCAGCCAACACAGUAAUUGAAGAUGUGAAGCACUAUUUUGAACAGUUUGGCAAGGUAGAGGAUGCCAUGCUAAUGUUUGACAAAACCACCAACCGACAUAGAGGUUUUGGCUUUGUGACAUUUGAAAUUGAGGAUGUGGUGGAGAAAGUCUGCGAGAUCCAUUUUCAUGAAAUCAAUAAUAAAAUGGUAGAAUGCAAAAAGGCCCAGCCUAAGGAAGUGAUGUUUCCUCCAGGGACACGAGGUCGGGCCAGGGGCCUACCAUACACUAUGGAUGCCAUCAUGUUGGGUAUGGGCAUGCUGAGUUAUCCUAACAUUGUAGCUACAUACGGCAGAGGCUACACUGGUUUUGCACCAACCUAUGGCUACCAGUUCACAGGCUUCCCAGCGACAGCAUAUGGACCGGUGGCAGCAGCGGCAGUAGCAGCAGCUCGUGGCUCAGGGUUCCCUGAUUAUGGGUUGUAUUCCACGGCCAGCAGUGACGUGCGGGGCGGAGCGCACUACUCUCUGGCAGACUAUGGCUCCCUGGGGGCCCAGGCAGCAGCUCAAAUCCUGCCCAGUGAGCAUGCCAACUCGGCCUGCAACUCUCCCAGCUCCCUCCAGCACCACCUGCACAGCCCGGACCCUUUUAAGAGCCCAGGAACCAACCCAACCCGGCCAGGAGCCUUUCCUGGUGCCAACAGCCCUGGCCCUGUAGCUGACCUUAAUGGAACUGCCAGUCAGGACUCUGGUGUGGGCAACUACAUCAGUGCCACCAACCCUCAACCAGGCUCUGGCUUCAGCCACAGCAUUGCUGAAGGGCAGAUGGAAAUUAAUGGGAGCCUUAAAUCUGGGUCCAUUGAUUGCGACAGCUUUUACAAAUGGAUACCAUUGAAAACUAGCAGGGGACUGGUUGCCAUCUCAUUUCAGGUGAUGCCAUCCAGCACUAACCACUACAGCAUCCACGCAGUGAGCCAGAGAGGAGGUGGCACCAGAUGAAGAACACACAUCACAGAAAAAAUAUGACAGUCCAGUGGCAAUAAGUCUGACAUGCUAUGGAGAUCCUUCUGACUGUAUCCGGUAUCCUUGUGUUAACAUUUUACUUUUUUUUUGUUUUUCUUGAUUUAAAUUGAUUUGUUCAAUUGUGACUUUUUUGUCUUAGACUUAAAAUCAAUAAUGAAAACUUAUUUUUAAGUAUUUAGUUCUAAUGAUUUUUUUGUUUUUAUUUUGAUCUGCACGUAAAAAAAAGAAAAUACACUGUGGUUACUUAUUUUUUACUUUAAGUGAUUGAAAGAUUGUCAGUUUGCACAUACAAAGACAUCUGAUGUGAACCAUCUUGGCUCAGUGGAGACAGUAAUGGUUCACAUCAAAAACCAAGACAAACCAAUAACACAGAGUAGUUUGGGCUCUAGCAAUGUGGUCACUUAACGUACCUAGUUUUGGCAAUAAGAGGACUACAAUAUUUUCACAGUCCUGUUUUAUAAAUGUUUUGUUGUCUGGAGAAGGAAAAAAAAAGAAAAAAGUUGUCCUUAUAAUUCUGUCAGAUUUAAAAACUAGUGUAUAACUGUAAUUGUGUUUGAGUGGUUAUAGUGGUUUAGAGAGGGACAUAUCUAUUUUUUGUGAUGGUCGAUUAUGUGAAAAGGCCACAUCAUGCUAGAUGGGAGGACAUCAACUGUCUCUCCAGAGUCCCAUCCAUCGCACAACGCCGGAGGAAAAGAAAAACCCAUGGCAGAUUCUGCUCUGCUGGUUAUCUCUGUUCAUGCUCUUUGCUUCCCAACUGUGGCUAAUUUGAUACCAGCAUAUUUUGUCUACAUGAUGAGCUAUAGUGUGCACAAUUAGAAAAAGUCGACACAAGGUUGUUGUUGUUGUCGUUGUUGUUGUUGUCGUCGUCACACAAACAUCUGGGGCCCAUUCUUCGUACGUCGCUAACUCACUUAGCUGGAUUUGAUUGUUGGCGAUUUGGCAUGAUCUUGGAUUGUUUAGUUCUUCGACGCUCAUCCUGGACUUGCUGUCAUAGCAACAGGUGCGCAAUCUUAAACCUGCUCGCGAGCAGGCUUAUUUCAUGUCAACAGGAUUAGAUCCCGGCUAUAGAAACGGAGGUGAUAUGGGAAGUCUGUCGCAGCCAUGUCUUGUCCGUUUUUACGUCAGGAACCUGUUGCUGAAGGUGCCAGAAUAAUUCAAAGAGCUUUUCGAAGCUAUCGCGUUUUGCGAGAUCGACAGGAUCCUUUAGCGCAGCGCGAUAAUAUACUGAUUGAGAGAUAUCGUUUUUCUCGGGAGGGUCUCAUCUACAUUAUCAACUUGUUGGAGCCACACGUUAAAAGUUUGACUCGUCGGAAAAGAGAACACAAUGGCAUUACAAUGAACUACACUAGGAAAAAAUAUGAUCAAUAACAUAUUGCAAAACAUUACUACAUUAAGUUAUGCAGUUUUCACCUUCACAAGUCAAAGCAAUUGACUCAAUAUUUAUCUGUUGGAAUGACUGUACCAGCCAUUUGGAUUAUAGACAUACUUAAUUUAAUGCAGCAACAAAUUAUUUACACUGUAGCAAGAUGAUUUAAAACUCAUUUACCUGUAAUGAAGGUGUUGCUGUUACUGGUCCCUGGCUUUAGGUCUAAGGAAGAGCUGCCCCCAGGGAUGCCCUCCACAAUGGGUCGGUUCGCAUUUAGCCCAAGGGCCAGCUCUUCUGCCGGGGUAUAAUGUGGGGGUGCAGGACCACCACCUGUUUUUUUAUGCUCCGCCUUUUUCUUGGUUGCUGUUAUAAACAGACAAACAUCAUUUAAAAUGUUUUUGGGUAAAAGAGACUAAACAGUAGAAGUAGAAAAGCUUACCAGUUUGAAGAAUAUUCUUGUACUUCACUUUUACUUGUUCCCAUGUUCUAGUGGGUCCUGAGCUGGCUCUGACAUUAAGCAAUUAUGAAAUUAUUAAAAUACAAGAAUAUAUACUGUAAUAAGUGAUAUAACCAUAACAUGGAACACUUACGGAUUUAAUUUGUCUGCUUCUUUUUGCCAGCCCUCUCUCCUGGCUUUUGCAGACUUUGAGGUGUUCCCUGGCGUUUUAAUUAUUGUUUCAAACUCAGCAUACCCUUCCAGUCAUAGUUCUUGCUCUGCUGCGUUGAAAAACUGAGCGCGCUCUUUGGCCACGGUGAGCAGCCAAUAGCAGCGUUGCUGAUCAAUGUUUCUGCUAUCGAUACAUCUCCCCUUUUAAACAAGCGCGUGACCGCGCAAUUAUCUCACUAACUCAAUCCAGCUAUACUAAUCAUCAACAGCAGGUGUGUUCGAAGAACUUAAUUAGCCAGAUCAUGAUUAGCACGAUGAUAUCAUCUAGGAUGUGUCAUUUGAUCUCGGAUGUUUUAAGCAACGUACGAAGAAUGGACCCCUGGAUCUGCACUCUGUGACACAUUCGUCUGUGUCACUGCAACUCUGGAGCUCUGGAGCAUGAAAAGAAAUCAAUCCAAAGCACACCUGAUAGUUUUGGGAAUACUAGGCGAAUCAGUUGUGUCCUCAUAUUCAAAAAGAUGAUGUUUGUUUAAUAUACAGAUAUACUGUACUGUAAUUGUCUAUUCAUGUCUGGUGUCACACAAAAGGCAAUAUUUCAAGUUUCAUUUUUUGCAACUUGCGUUUUCUUUCGAGAAAGAAGUGCAGCAGAUGAGUGUUGCUUAUUACCUCAGUCCUGUGUAUUUUGUAACGAUGGCCAGAGAACUUAUUUGAAAAUAUGACUGGCUAACAAAGUGAAGGUGUUGCACUGAUUUUAGAGGUACGGCUGAGAGCAGAUUUCAUUUGCACGUUAGUUGGCUCUUUGAAGUGGUCUUUUAUUUAUUACUUGAUUUUGGUCAGACUAACUUGAAAAUGUCAGGACGUCUAUAUACUGUUUUAAAAUGUUGCCCGUUUGCAUACGGUUGAUCCAACAUUACUGAAUACAAAGAUGUUUUCAUAAAUGCAUUACAAAAAAAUGUAAAAGAAAAUAGGAAUGUUCUCUAUAAUUUCAUGUAAAUAUGAAUUUGCUAUAACUAAAGAAUCCAUUUUUCUUUAAGGUUUUAAAUGGUUUAUGAAUUGAUAAAUGUACGCUGUUUUCUUCCCCUCUGUGCUAAUACAAAUAUUUUACAAAUUACUUUUACAAACCAUGAGAAGCUGAAUGCUGGACUGUUUCUAAAAUGGGGACUUCAAGUACUAAUCGAAUGAUCAAAAAAAUUCAAACAAAAAAAAACCAAUGUGUUAUGUUGUUAAUUAAAAUGAGAAACAUGUAUGUUCCCUUGUAUAAUUUACAUUUCUAAAGAAAGAUUUGUAUCAAUAUUUUUGUGGCUGUUAGAAUUAUAUGAAUUAUAUCUAUCUAACUAACAAUAAUAAUAAUAAUAUGAUGUACUGUAUAUC